Ananas comosus (pineapple) is the source of this 942-nucleotide messenger RNA. Its product is annotated as ras-related protein RABA3. Gene Ontology annotation, molecular function: GTPase activity; GTP binding. The coding region runs from base 24 to 806 and encodes 260 amino acids. Lineage: Eukaryota; Viridiplantae; Streptophyta; Magnoliopsida; Poales; Bromeliaceae. The transcript has 2 exons. The record is from RefSeq and is a predicted model, not a curated record. Gene Ontology annotation, cellular component: endosome.
AUACAUACAAUAAUUCAUUGUACAUGAAGAUGAGGAGGGAAGAGGAGGAGGAGGGGGAGGGAGAGAGAGGAGGAGAAGAAGAAGAAGAAGGGGAUCAGUGGGAGGGGGAGAAGGAGACGGGGGAGGUGGACUACGUGUUCAAGAUCGUGGUGGCGGGGGACUCGGCGGUCGGGAAGACGCAGCUGCUGGGGCGGUUCGCCAAGGACCAGUUCUUCUUCGACUCCAAGUCCACCAUCGGCGUCGAGUUCCAGACCCGCACCCUCACCCUCCACCGCAAGCGCGUCAAGGCCCAGAUCUGGGACACCGCCGGCCAAGAACGGUACAGGGCGGUGACGAGCGCCUACUACAGGGGUGCGCUGGGCGCCAUGCUGGUGUACGACAUAACGAAGCGGGCGACGUUCGAGCACGUGGCGCGGUGGGUGGACGAGCUGCGCGGGCACGCCGACAGCUCCAUCGUGGUGAUGCUGGUGGGCAACAAGGCCGACCUGGCGGCGGCGGGGCAGCGCGCGGUGCCGACGGAGGACGCGGUGGCCUUCGCCGAGGAGCAGGGGCUCUUCUUCUCGGAGGCCUCGGCGCUCAGCGGCGAGAACGUCGACCGCGCCUUCCUGCGCCUGCUCGAGGAGAUCUUCGCCGUCGUGUCGCGCAAGGCGCUGGAGCUGGACGUGGCCAGGAGGGUCAUGAGCGGGGGGAUCAACGGCGACGCCGCCGUGGUGCUCCGGGGGACCAAGGUCGCCGUGCUCUCCGAGGCCUCCGUCAUGGAGACCAGCGCCAUGAAGAGGGGCACGCAGUGUGCCUGCAGCUUGUGAUCCUUGUUCUUGUGCUAUUUGCGUCAUUCAUGCAUGUGCAACACCUUUUGUUGUUGUGUUGAUAUAUCUAUAUAUAUUUGUUUGUGUGUAGAGCUACUGUAUUAUUGAAAGUAUAGAAAAUUUAAUAUUUUCGACU